AUGACGAUGAGUGUACCAAAUUCAAUAAUUAAUAGUGAUAUUCAAACAUCGUCCAGUGAAAGUAAUUCAUCACCGGUGACCAGUUUACCAUCAAAAAACACAACAAAACGUUCUUUUGAUGUGGCAUUUUUAAUAUCGCAAGAUGAUCAUGUCAAACCAAAAAAAUCAAUUAGAAAUUAUGAAGAACAUGAAAUUAAAUCAACAUAUCAACAUCGUUUAUCAACAAUUUCACCUAUACCGCAUGUCACAACUCCACGCUUAUAUAAUGUAAGUCCACCAUUAAAACAAAUUUUUGAUGAUCCACGCGUUCCCCGUAUCACCACAGUUCCAGAACAAAGAAGUGCAUUUACCAAAGUAAAAUUAGAUUCAACACCACAAAGUUCACCACAGCAUGCACCAAGCCAAUCAAAUAGCCCUGAUUUAAACUAUCAGCAUUCAUUAAGUCCAAGUCCACCAAUUAUUUAUUCACCAAAGUUACCAACAAAUACUCCAGUUUUUCAUCCAAAUACAAUACCAAUACCAUAUCGAAAUAAUGUGUUUAUUGAACAAUCAAAUUACGAAUUAUUUCAAGCACAAAAAUUACGUAACUCAACGCAAGUGUAUCAACCCACCCGUGUUAGUGGACCGUCGUCAAGUGAUAUGUCACCGUAUGCAUUUCAUCCACAACAUUUCCCACAACCAAAUGACUUAAUUAAGUUCCCAACGUCACCUUCAACGACAACACCAACACCAACUGUUGCAACUGAUCUAAUGAAAUUACAAGCGAAUCCAGCGGCGGCUAUUUUGAAUUCACUUUUACCGCCAACAUUUGCAGCGUUAUCACUACCUGCACAAAAUGUUUGUGCUAAAUGUAAUAUUAGUUUUCGUAUGACGUCAGAUUUGGUUUACCAUAUGCGAUCGCAUCAUAAAAAUGAAAUGUCAAAUGAUUCAUUGAAAAAACGACGAGAGGAUAAAUUAAAAUGUCCCGUGUGUUCGGAAUCAUUUCGCGAACGUCACCAUUUAACACGACACAUGACAGCGCAUCAAGAUAAAGAAGGUGAUGGUAUUGAAGAUCCAACACUACCGAUUACAUCAAGUACGUUACCAGCACGUAAGGCGCGUAAUUCAAGUAGUUCAGUACAUCAUCAAACAACAAAUAGCACGUAUAAUAAUGUUUUUUGUAAAUAG
Messenger RNA from Chrysoperla carnea, 1167 nucleotides. RefSeq lists its product as uncharacterized. The record is from RefSeq and is a predicted model, not a curated record. The transcript has a single exon. Gene Ontology annotation, cellular component: nucleus. Gene Ontology annotation, biological process: regulation of DNA-templated transcription. Lineage: Eukaryota; Metazoa; Arthropoda; Insecta; Neuroptera; Chrysopidae. Bases 1 to 1167 code for a protein of 388 amino acids.